AUUGGGCAAGAAACAAGCGUAUUAUUACUUCUGGCGGCCGUUCUCCGUCGACUCGAUCGUUCGCUCUCCGCGAAGUCCUCCCUCGCGAACAAGAGUAGAGGGCGACGAAGAAGAGGGUUCGGAUCUGCGGGCAGGUGGACGACUAUGGGUGAGGAGCAGGAUCCACAGCGACUGAAGAGGAUCGCUGCGGCGGCGUACGACUACGACAUGGAUCCCCGAUGGGCGGAGUACUGGUCCAAUAUCUUGAUCCCGCCUCACAAGGCCUCUCGAUCCGACGUCGUUGACCACUUCAAGCGCAAGUUCUAUCAGCGUUUCAUCGAUCCUGAGCUUGUUGUGGAGGCAAUGGCUUCAACUAGUGCUUCUAAGUCAUCAAGAGCAGCAGAGAGACCUUCAGCACAAACAACAGAGUCAUCAAGAGCAUCAGAGAGACACUCCUCACAGUCAAGUGCUCAAAAUGUGAGGCCACAAAAUUCAGGUUCUAGUGGUGGAGCUGCUGGAACAGCUGCAUCAACAGGCAGGAGUGCCAGUUCAUUGAGGCUAGAUCAACGGUCUAUACAUUUUUCUCUCGAAGCUUGGGUCUUAGUGGUUGCUGUGCUUGGGGUGCUGCCAGUUGUACCAAGAAAUUUUUCAAACAAGGCAUAUCGUUUGUCUUUGCUUGGUACUGCAUGCUCCUCGGUGUAUUCACUAUACACUCUCUAUGGGAAACCAAGGGCAUGGAACCUCCCUGCUAUCCAAACAUGGUUUCAAACUUUGAUUGGAGCAAAAGAUUUUGUCCAUUUAAUAUAUUGUGUUACACUUGUUACAGCUCAGCUACACUUUAAAUUUGCUCUCAUCCCUGUAUUUUGUUGGUCACUUGAGCACGUGGCAAAAUUUCUAAGACGCAACUUUGCACAUUCUUCUUUAUACAGGAAAUACUUGGAGGAACCUUGUGUAUGGGUAGAAGCAAAUGGAACUACAUUGACUAUUCUAAGUUCAAAUGCUGAGAUUGGAUUGGGCUUUCUUCUAAUUUUAUCUUUAUUCUCGUGGCAACGCAACAUAAUUCAGACAUUCAUAUACUGGCAGCUACUGAAGCUCAUGUACCAUGUUCCUGCUACUUCUGGUUAUCACCAAAGCGUGUGGGCCAGGAUUGGUCGUACUGUGAAUCCGUAUAUCUAUCGUUAUGCACCCUUCUUAAACAGCCCCAUAUCUGCAGUUCAAAGAUGGUGGUUCAGAUAGAAGGG
Messenger RNA from Zingiber officinale, 1220 nucleotides. RefSeq lists its product as uncharacterized. Lineage: Eukaryota; Viridiplantae; Streptophyta; Magnoliopsida; Zingiberales; Zingiberaceae. Bases 145 to 1215 code for a protein of 356 amino acids. The record is from RefSeq and is a predicted model, not a curated record. Gene Ontology annotation, cellular component: membrane; endoplasmic reticulum. The transcript has 9 exons. Gene Ontology annotation, biological process: endoplasmic reticulum tubular network organization; membrane organization.